Molecule: messenger RNA, 926 nt
Organism: Nipponia nippon (crested ibis)
Lineage: Eukaryota; Metazoa; Chordata; Aves; Pelecaniformes; Threskiornithidae
Source: RefSeq, a predicted model, not a curated record
CAGAAGACGGGGUUAUGAGAUCCACCUGGCAGGGGAAGGCCGGUCGCAGCCCACUCCAGGCCCUGUACAAGAGUGACCAGUUUGAGCAGUCGUCACUGCAGGUCGUUCACCAGCAGAGACGGGAGCUGUUGAGCAACAUCUGCAACCGUUACACCCGCAAGCGGCGUCUCCUGCGGCCGGAUGACUUGCGGCACUUGGUGGUGGAUGACACACACGGGCUGCUCUACUGCUAUGUGCCCAAAGUGGCCUGCACUAACUGGAAGCGGGUGAUGAUGGUCCUGACAGGGCAAGGCAAGUACCGGGACCCACUGGAAAUCCCCGCCAACGAGGCCCACGUCUCAUCCAACCUGCGCACCCUCUCCGAGUACAGCAUCCCCGAGAUCAACCACCGCCUGCGCAGCUACCUCAAGUUCAUCUUCGUGCGGGAGCCCUUUGAGCGCCUGGUCUCGGCGUACCGCAACAAGUUCACCCGCAGCUACAACACGGCCUUCCACAAGCGCUAUGGGACCAAGAUCAUCCGGCGACACCGGCAGGAGCCCAGCGACAAGGCCCUGGAGCGCGGGGAUGACGUGCGCUUUGAGGAGUUCGUCUACUACCUGCUGGAUCCACGGACGCAGCGGGAGGAGCCCUUCAACGAGCACUGGGAGCGGGUGCACUCGCUCUGCCACCCCUGCAUCGUCCACUACGAUGUGGUGGGCAAGUACGAGACCUUGGCCGAAGAUGCCAACUACAUCCUGCAGCUGGUUGGGGCUGACACGAGCAUCAAGUUCCCAUCUUCAUCCAAGACCACCAGGACGACAGACGACAUGACGGCCCAGUUCUUCCAGGACAUUAGCCCUUUCUACCAAAGGAGACUCUUUAAUUUAUAUAAAAUGGACUACUUGCUCUUCAAUUACUCCAUCCCCUCGUACCUCCGCAUCCGAUGA